GUCCCAAACACUACUAGGAUUUCACUCUUCCUGGGAUGUACAAGAGAGCGGUAGUUGGUGGAAUACUGGCCAACCACAAGGAACUGGAUUAACCUAAAAGAAUCCUCCUAGGAACCUUUGUUUGCCCUUUUGAUAAAAUCUGAUUAAAUUUUGCUUUAGAAACAGGGAUUCUUUGGUCUCAGAUCGCAGUGAUGCCUACCUCUGGAAAACCUGCUCCAACCAACAAAAGGAAGAAGCCUUCUAAAAUCAUCACAGACUUCUCAAACAUCUCACAACAUGACCAGGAAGAUGAAGAGGCUGAUGCCACUGAACUGAACCUGGGGACCAAAAUCAAGACCCCUAAAGAUGUGAUGUUGGAGGAGCUGACCCUCAUGAAGAACAAGGGCUCCAAAAUGUUUAAGAUGAGACAGCAAAGGGUGGAGAAAUUCAUCGUCAGUGAUGAAAACUUGCAAAACCUCCAGAACCUGACUCCCUCCCUGGGCUGUGAGAUGACACCUCCACUUGCUCCAUCUCCCAAACCAGGGCCACCUCUAGAGGAAGUAAAUACUGAGGCAGAGAAGGAAAAGAGAAGGCUUGAGUAUGUUAAAACAUAUGUAUCACCAUGGGAACGCGCUAUGAAAGAUGAUGAGGCACUUAAAGAAACCUUGAAGUUGAAAAUGCCAGGGCCUCAGGUUUACAAGGAACUUCCUAAGUACAAGAGUUUUAACAGAAUGGCUUUACCCUUUGGAGGAUUUGACAAGGUCUCUCGCCUUAUGACCUUUGAGCCCCCAGAGGUCAAAGUGACAGCUGAAGAGUCGCAGCCAGUGUCUGUGUUGCAGUACAACCUUUGCUGUCGACCUUCUUUCAACCGCACUCCAAUCGGCUGGACAUGCAGUGAGGAGCCCAGCCACAUCCACAUGGAGCUGGACAACAUCCCCUUUGACGGCGAGACUGAUGACCUCUGAGAAACCUGCACAUCUUAUGCUGAACAAACAUGCAAAGACCAGGAAAGUCUGACCUUAUGCACUAACACCUACCUGUAUACCUGGCAGAGAAAGAACUAUGACUUAUUAGUGUUUAUUUGCAUGAGAAUGGAAUAACUUACAGCCAUUUGCCUUUUCCUUCUGUUGUUUUUUGUGUGGCAGUACAAUAAACUUUUAUCCUUA
This is a messenger RNA of Myxocyprinus asiaticus (Chinese sucker), 1145 nucleotides long. RefSeq names its product myozenin 1b (gene myoz1b). NCBI's taxonomy places the organism in Eukaryota, Metazoa, Chordata, Actinopteri, Cypriniformes, Catostomidae. The coding region runs from base 192 to 944 and encodes 250 amino acids. Gene Ontology annotation, molecular function: actin binding; FATZ binding; telethonin binding. Gene Ontology annotation, cellular component: actin cytoskeleton; Z disc. The transcript has 6 exons. The record is from RefSeq and is a predicted model, not a curated record.